AUGACUCCUUGUGACCUGUUACGUGCUUCUUUUCUUUCCCACUGCAGCCUAGACAUCUACAUGCCACCAGAACUGCCACUGCCACUUGACAACAAUGCAGCAGAAAGCAGCAGCAGCGGCAGCAGCAGCAGCAGCGGCAGCUGUCAUAAAGGAAGCAAGGGGCGGCCGGUCUUGUUUUUUGUGCACGGAGGAGUUUGGUCGAGUGGCGAGAAGUGGAUGUAUUCUCCGCUCGCGAUCCGAUUUGCCCAAUCCGGGGCGGUGGUGGUUACCAUUCAGUACACUCUCUACCCCGAGGCCCUGGCCAUAGAUCAAGUGCAGGAAACGUCCAGGGCCCUCUCAUGGGCAAUGGACCACAUUCACGAGUAUGGGGGCCACCCCUCACGCAUAUUCCUGACAGGCCACUCCUCAGGCGCCCAUUUAGCAGCAGUCAGCGUUGCAGCUGCUGCCUCCCUCAGGCCCUCCCUCUCUGCCGCCCUCAAAUCCGCGUCACCCCGCUCAAUUGCCACGUCAGCUGGUCCCAACGCCACGUCAGAGGGUCCAAACGCCACGUCAACAGGUGCUCCCCGUCCAGUGAAAUUCCCCGCUAACUCUGAGAAAUCAAUCUCCCACCGCCAACCAGCUGCUGCCAAGUCAUCCUCUCUACAGCCCUUGUCAGCGGGAGCAGAAUUUGCACCAGGAGCAGCAGGAGCAGCAAGCGUAAGGGAUCAAAGUGGUGCAACCAUAACAGCAAGCAGGACACUGCUCGCUGCUGCGGAUGCUUCCACUGAUUCUGGGCGGGGGAAAAGCACAACCUCAGUUGCAUAUGCAGUGAACAGAGCGACGUCAAAAGAAGCAGCGAAGCAGGCCCUUCGAUCCCACCUCCUCAGCUCGUCAGCUUUCAAGCAACGGGCAGAUGCCACACCAACUGAUGCCACGCCGGCUGCUGCUGCCAUGCCGCCUCAAGCGCCAUUUCAAGAAAGGGAGGGGGGAGAGGGUGGAUCGUCGGGGAUCAAGGAUGGGGAGGAAGGGGAGGAGGUGGCGGGGCAGGUGUUAUCCAGUGGAGGUGCUUCUGAUGAGAUGGCUUGCGUGAGAGAUAGCCUUGAUAUUGUCACGGGGCGAGUGUCGUUGGAAGACAUGGCGUGGCACGAGCCCAUUUCUUUGCCAAACGUCUCUGGGUGUAUCCUGGUCAAGGUGAUUCUUUACUGCAAAUAUCACGUGGAUGCGAAGAAGCCUGGCACGGCGGAGAAGCCUGCAGUGACGGACGACGAGGUGAAGGCGUGGGAUGAAGAGUUCGUGAAAGUCGAUACAAAAACUCUCUUUGGCCUGGUAUUGGCUGCGAAAUAUCUGGACAUCAAAGGUCUGCUGAAUCUUACAUGCGAGACUGUUGCUGGCAUGAUCCGAGGAAAGACGCCGGAGGAGAUCCGCAGGAUGUUCAACAUAGAUAACCCGUUCACUCCAGAAGAAGAGGAAGAAUUGCGACGCGUGCAGGAGGCAAACGAGUGGUCGUUUGAGAAUGAACAAGGUGCAGACAAGGUGCAGUUUAAGAAUGCUCUUUGGGGCUUAAGUAUGUCUUCUCCAUAA
Molecule: messenger RNA, 1560 nt
Organism: Closterium sp. Naga37s-1
Lineage: Eukaryota; Viridiplantae; Streptophyta; Zygnematophyceae; Desmidiales; Closteriaceae
Source: the annotation of a GenBank genome assembly